This is a messenger RNA of Coregonus clupeaformis (lake whitefish), 784 nucleotides long. Its product is annotated as proline-rich receptor-like protein kinase PERK7. The transcript is spliced from 2 exons. Bases 1 to 666 code for a protein of 221 amino acids. The record is from RefSeq and is a predicted model, not a curated record. Lineage: Eukaryota; Metazoa; Chordata; Actinopteri; Salmoniformes; Salmonidae.
AUGACAGGGGUGUCAAACCCUUCAGGACCAGCAGACCCAGUCCUCCAGGACCAGCAGACCCAGUCCUUCAGGACCAGCGGACACACAGUCCUCCAGGACCUGCAGACACACAGUCCUCCAGGACCAGCGGACACACAGUCCUCCAGGACCAGCAGACACACAGUCCUCCAGGACCAGCAGACACACAGUCCUCCAGGACCAGCAGACCCAGUCCUCCAGGACCAGCAGACACACAGUCCUCCAGGACCAGCGGACACACAGUCCUCCAGGACCAGCAGACCCAGUCCUCCAGGACCAGCAGACACACAGUCCUCCAGGACCAGCAGACACACAGUCCUCCAGGACCAGCGGACACAGUCCUCCGGGACCAGCAGACACCCAGUCCUCCAGGACCAGCAGAUACCCAGUCCUCCAGGACCAGCAGACACCCAGUCCUCCAGGACCAGCGGACACACAGUCCUCCAGGAAUUGAUUUGGACACCCCUGCGUUAUGGCAUUGCAUACUGUAUGACUACAGUACAAACUGUAAUCUAUGUAGAGGACCUCCUGUAUCACUGUGGAAUCCUGUAUCACUGUGGAAUCCUGUAUCACUGUGGAAUCCUGUAUCACUGUGGAACCUUUGAACUAUCCUGCCUGAAAUCCUCCAUCUCUUCCCUGGACUGUUGAAUACGUUCUAGGACAGGUUCUAGAGUCAGAAUGGGUUCUACUGUUCCUGUUUCUUCCAUGUUGUUAGUACUACUGGCGGUGUUCCACGUCUCCACAUUGGGACAGUGUCAGAGCCCCC